Messenger RNA from Sporothrix brasiliensis 5110, 2142 nucleotides. Its product is annotated as A/G-specific adenine glycosylase. The coding region runs from base 1 to 2142 and encodes 713 amino acids. Gene Ontology annotation, cellular component: nucleus. Gene Ontology annotation, biological process: mismatch repair; base-excision repair. The transcript has a single exon. Lineage: Eukaryota; Fungi; Ascomycota; Sordariomycetes; Ophiostomatales; Ophiostomataceae. The record is from RefSeq and is a predicted model, not a curated record. Gene Ontology annotation, molecular function: adenine/guanine mispair binding; oxidized purine DNA binding; 8-oxo-7,8-dihydroguanine DNA N-glycosylase activity.
AUGUCCCGGAGUCAACGGGCGAGUGCGGCAGCGGCUGCCAAGAGGAUUGCGGUGCAGGCGGAUCACGACGAGGCGGCGGAUUAUAUUCACAGUGGCGGCGAGAAGAGGACGGCAAAGGCCAUAGCAACACUACCGCGCCGACCUGCUGCCAAGCGAAAACGGGACUCGGCGUCGCCCGAGUACGAGGAUGUCGAGGACGAAAACGAAAACGAAGACGAAGACAACGAAGACGUCGAUGACGAUGACAAUGACAGUGAAGCGGAAGCCAUGCAAAGAAAGAACCGCAUCCCGGUCUCGAAGAGGUUGACGGUGGGCACGCCUGUUGUCAAGAAGGCCAAAAAAGCAAGGCGAGCAACAAACACCAACGACACGUUCCCUCUCGAGCAGCGCCUAUUCUCUCGAGCUGGCCGUCCUGCCACGGGCAACGGCGUGGUGCCGCCCGCCUGUUGCCCUCCCGAGCGCCGCCACACCGUCGACUACCACCGGCCCCUGCUCCUGGACGGCGCCGACGGCCGCCGGGCACGCGAUGCACUGCUCGCCUGGUACGACCGCGUCAGCGCGGCGCGCGGCAUGCCGUGGCGGCGGCCGUGGGUGGAUCCGACGGCGGGCCUCGGCGGCGACGAUGCGCAGGCCCGCACGGCGCUGGCCCGCCGCGCGUACGAGGUCUGGAUCAGCGAGAUCAUGGCCCAGCAGACGCGCAUUGCCGUCGUCAUUGGCUACUGGACGCGCUGGAUGGCGCGGUGGCCGACCAUGGCGGCGCUGGCCGCGGCCUCGGCCGACGACGUCUUGCAGGCGUGGAGCGGCCUCGGGUACUACAGCCGCGCCUCGCGCGUGCACGAGGCGGCCCGGCUGGUGGCGGCGGAUCCCGUGCUGCGCGGGCUGCUGCCGCCCGACGUCGCCACGCUCGCGUCGCGCAUUCCGGGCGUCGGGCGGUACACGGCGGGCGCGGUGUCGGCCAUUGUGUAUGGGCGGGCGGCGCCCAUGGUGGACGGCAACGUGAUGCGCGUGCUGAGCCGGCAGCUGGGGGUGUUUGCGGACAGCAAGGCGGACAAGGCGCUGGUGGACCUGCUGUGGGCGGCGGCGGAGGCGCUGGUGCAGGCGGUGGCGCGGGAUGGACCGACAGAGGGUGGUGAUGCGGCGGGCGCAACAGACGACGAAGAACAGCUACAGCUACAGCCUGCCGUGAGCGACCGCCCCGGCCGCUGGGGCCAGGCCCUGAUGGAGCUGGGCAGCACGGUGUGCGCGCCAAAGCCGGACUGUGCGGCGUGCCCCAUCCGUUCGACGUGCCGGGCGUACGCUGAAGGGCUGGUGCUGCACGCGAGAAACACCACGGGGACGGUCCCGCCGCCUCUCGUAACGACCGAGAAUGGCAAUGGCCCUGGCGACGACGAUGUGUGUGACCUCUGCGAGCAGUUCCCCGAACUCGACGAGGAGGAGGCUGCUGCUCUCGCCCGGGCCGACAAGAACAAGGACACGAAGCCGGACGACAAGGUGACGACAUCGCCAUUUUUUGACGUGGAGGAUGCCGCAGCUGGCGUCAAGAAGCUCAGCAGAGAGGCGCUGGCCACGGUUGUCAGCCACGCGCGGACCUUUCCGCUGCGGCGACCCAAGAAGCCCGUCCGCGAGGUGGAGACGCUGGUGUGUGCUGUCCGACUGAAGACGCUGCAGAACAAGGGCCACGGCUUGUACCUCUUGCACCAGCGGCCAGCCAAGGGCCUGUUGGCAAGUCUCUGGCAGCUGCCGAGCCACGAUCUGCCGGCGGCGCUCGACGGGAAAGCGGCACGCCGGAAGGCGGCCGAGGCGUUUGUGACGCGGUGGUUGACGGACGGCGAAGAGGAUGGUCGAUCCAAGGCCAAGAAUGGCACGUCAAGGGGAGGAACUUGCGCAGCCGCGACAGCACCGCUACGCAUCACCCAAGCCACAGAGCUGGGCACCGUCCCGUGGCUGUUCUCGCACCUGCGGCAGACAAUGCACGUGUACCUUUUUGACGUGGCGCCAGAGGACCGUGGCAGUAUCAACCGGUCCAAUCUGCCGACACCCGCGUCGUGCUGCUGGGCAACGGCGGCAGAGGCGGAGAAGAAGUACUCGAUGGGCACGGGCAUGCGCAAGUGCUGGGCUCUUGUGAGGGAGGCGGUUGAGUGA